UAGUAAGAGAAACCGCCUGUUUUCCGGCAUGAGUGGAUAUUUUACCCUUCGGUACAUAUUUGUACAUGUAUUUUUGUAUAUAUUUUCACAAAAAUCAGUUUUUUGUGACAAACCAUGUAUUGCACGACAGUUUGACCAAGAUUCUGUCGUCUGCGUAUGCAACGCUACAUACUGUGAUACUUUCGGAAGCGCGAUACCACACCCAGGACCUGCAAAUCCUUAUGCUUAUUGGUAUGCAACGCUGACGUCAAGAGAUGGAUUACGACUUAGCGGACGAUCGGGUUCGUUUGGCUCAAACCAGCUAAAUAGAUACGUUUUCACUGUUGGCAAUGAGACAGCACAACAAAUUCUUGGGUUCGGCGGUGCUUUCUCAGACGCUACUACAAUAAAUAUGAACAAUUUGUCAGCAAAGGCUCGGGUUAAACUUAUAGAGUCGUACUUCUCAGCUAAUGGAAUAGAAUACAACAUUGGACGCAUUCCUAUGGCGAGCAAUGAUUUUUCUACAAGACUUUAUUCGUAUGCCGAUUCGGUGGGUGAUUUGGAACUGAAACACUUUAACCUAACAGUUGAGGACAUCAGUUACAAAAUUCCUGCCAUUAAAGAGGCAGUAAGGCUCAGCAGACGAAAGAUAUCAUUAAUCGGAAGCCCCUGGAGUUCUCCAUUUUGGAUGAAAAGUAAUAAUAACAUGACUGGAAGUGGUACCAUUAAAGGUGCACCUGGAGGCGAAUAUAACAAAGCAUGGGCGAAAUAUUUCGUAAAAUUUCUUGAAGCGUACAAAAACAAUGGCAUAAGUAUUUGGGGUCUUACAGCGCAGAAUGAACCGAACGACGGAGACAUCAAAGACUUUCCGUUGCCAUGUCUUGGCUGGACACCCGAACUUCAGCGGGAUUUUAUAGGAGAAGAUCUAGGACCAGCACUUGAAGCUGCAGGGUUUGGUCACGUGAAACUCAUGAUUUUAGAUGACCAAAGAGCGUUCUUGCCUUACUGGGCAGAUAUUGUGCUCAAUGGCACAAAAGCUUCGAAAUAUGUCUCCGGAAUAGCUGUUCAUUGGUAUGAAGAUUUGAUAGUACCAACAUGGACCCUUGAUGCUACGUAUCAGCAGUUCGGAGAAAACUUUUUCAUCCUCAACACUGAAGCAGGCAUAAAAGACAAACUUAAUGGGAACAAAACAGUUUUACUCGGAAACUGGGAUCAAGGUGAACAUUAUUUCACAGAUAUCAUACAAGACAUGAAACACGGAGUAUCAGGAUGGGUGGAUGGCAACAUGGCCCUUGACAUGAGAGGAGGUCCCAACUUAGCAGACAAUAGUGCUGAAAGUCCUAUAAUUGUAAAUGCCGAGAAAGAUGAGUUCUAUAAACAGCCCAUGUAUUAUGCCAUGGCCCACUUCAGUAAGUUCGUUUCCCCGGGAUCAAAAGUACUUGCGCAUGAAUUUAACGGUGAAGAUGAUUCGGGCUUUGACGGAGUAUUUUUUGUACAAGAUGAGACAUCGAUUACGGCAAACUUUGUAAACACAAAUGAGCAAGGACAGGAUAUUUCCAUAAUAGACCCAACUAUGAUUGGAAAUAUUAAUUUCCACAUGCCUGCAAAAAGUUUCGUUACGUUUAGCUGGUUCCGAGAAUAAUUUGACUAUAAAGCACCUUUUUCGCCUAUAUACCGAAUAAACAUUUAAAACCUUUAUUCUUUGCUAAUAAAUUUAAUCUUAAAGGA
Ruditapes philippinarum (Manila clam) is the source of this 1707-nucleotide messenger RNA. Its product is annotated as lysosomal acid glucosylceramidase-like. The transcript has a single exon. Gene Ontology annotation, biological process: glucosylceramide catabolic process. The record is from RefSeq and is a predicted model, not a curated record. NCBI's taxonomy places the organism in Eukaryota, Metazoa, Mollusca, Bivalvia, Venerida, Veneridae. The coding region runs from base 29 to 1621 and encodes 530 amino acids. Gene Ontology annotation, molecular function: glucosylceramidase activity.